Molecule: messenger RNA, 5012 nt
Organism: Varroa destructor (honeybee mite)
Lineage: Eukaryota; Metazoa; Arthropoda; Arachnida; Mesostigmata; Varroidae
Product: cell division cycle 7-related protein kinase-like
Biological process (GO): mitotic DNA damage checkpoint signaling; protein phosphorylation
Cellular component (GO): nucleus
Molecular function (GO): ATP binding; protein serine/threonine kinase activity
Source: RefSeq, a predicted model, not a curated record
CACGCCAUGAGAUCGCGAAGUUGAAGUUUUUUUACGGAAGUUUUCUCAGUUAUUGGAGCUGGCCGCAUCUGGGAGCAUGGCGUUGCCAAGAACUCCCUCAGUGAGUCUGUCGUCUUUUCCGUCGUUUCCGGCAGAUAACACCCCAUUGGCGCCAGCACAGCGGCAACGCUUGCUGAAGCGCCAUAACUCUAAUACAUCGACGGGCUCAUUUUCGCAGGUCACCACCAACAAUUUUCUGAGAACUGGGGGUUCAGUAGCGACUUCACAGCUAACAAGCACCCAAGAAUCUAAUCCUGAAAAAGAUGAAGAUGCUCUACGGCUGCAACAAUAUAUUCCUCAGGUGCAUCAGCUGAUGGAUCUUCAAGGCCGGAUUGGAGAAGGCACAUUUUCCUAUGUAUAUAAAGCUCGACUGAAGGCUCGACCCGACGAGUGCUUCGCGCUUAAGUACAUUAUACCAACAUCACAUCCUAGUCGCAUUAUGAAAGAGCUCAAGUACCUGAACGACAUAGGAGGCGAAGCAAACGUAGUACAAUUGAAAACCUGUUUUCUUCAUAAAGGUCACGUUGCCAUUGUCAUGCCUUACUUUCCACACGACCGUUUUGCCGACUACGUUCGUCAGCUAAGCGUUGACGAGGUUCAAGACUAUAUGCGCAAUCUCCUUAUAGCUUUGGCACGGGUGCAUGCAUUCAAAGUAGUUCAUCGGGACAUUAAACCUAGUAACUUCCUAUUCAACCGACAACAGAAAAUGUACUGCCUUGUGGAUUUUGGUUUGGCGGAAAAGCUCGAAAAUGAUGCUAAGUGCCUUUCACCGCCAGUGGUUUCACAAACCGUUACUGCUGGCAAAAAACGGGUUCGAAAUGACCAAGAAAACCACAUGUUACAUUUGCAGGAGAACAAAAGCAAACGGUUGUGUCUCAUGCAAGCAGCUUCACCAGCCUUACGAGUCUCAAAUGGAUUGGUUCCGGGAAGCGCCACAGCUAUGACGUACCUGCAGCAAUCGGGAGGCGUUGGGACGGGUAUCCCAUUAGGAACAGGCGCUAGAUUAGGAGCAACUCCACAGAUGCCGGUUGCUAAUCAAAAGCUUGAAAGAAGAAGAUCAGAGCCCCAUUUGUCAACGAAAAGGUGUCUUUGCUUUGGAAGAUCGGAGGUGUGCAACAUUUGUCUGUCUCGACCGGCGGAGGUGGCGCCGCGUGCCGGUACUCCUGGAUACCGUGCGCCCGAAGUUCUUAUGAAAUUUCGUCAUCAAGGAACUGCUAUCGAUGUAUGGUCCGCCGCUGUCAUCUAUCUUUCGUUGUUAUCUGGUCGGUACCCCUUCUUCCGCGCCCAGGACGAUCUAAGUGCUUUGGCCGAGGUCAUCACCCUGCUUGGCUCAGAGAAGGUUGAGGCAGCUGCCGAGGCUAUUGGUAAAAAGUUAACGACAACUACACGAAAGUCUCCGAUGGACUUAGCCACACUCUGUCUGACACUUAGAGGCUUAGAUAACCCCGCGCAACGUGCAGGGACCCUUCAUCCGACGUGGUUCACGGUGCCUAAUAGCGCGUUCGAUCUCCUUUAUAAGCUUCUUGAUCCCAACCCGUACACGAGGAUCAGUGCCGAGCACGCGCUCUCGCAUCCGUUUCUCACACGAAACACAUAGUGGCAUCAGCAAUUUUUCUAUAGUCCUAUUUUGUACAGAAGAAAAAUAAGCGAUUAGAACUCAGCAUAACGCGUUAAGCUAGACCAUUUCCGGUUUCCCAAGGGAAUCUCAUUUAAAAAGCGACUGCAUUGAGAGAAGCUCAAAUCUCAACCCGGACUCGUGUGUGUGUGUGAACAACACGAAAAGAAGCUUACUUGUGGCUAACUGGUUAUCGCGAAUAAGCCGAUAAGUUAAGCUUAUGCAAUUAUGCUACCUGACUGCAGUAAAGCAACGAUAAAUACGGGUUCUUUUUUCGGAUCUUUUUCUAUUAGUACAGGCAUUGUUGAUGUGUGAGAACAGUGAGUUUGCUUUGCGUUGAGUAAGAGAACCCAGCCUGUCAGUGUCACGUGUUUGGUAUCUCAGACCUGAGGGGUGUUGUUGACAAAGUCGAGCUUGUGUUUAAUAGUUGGGAUUUAAAAGUUGCUUUCAAUAAUCUACUCUCAUUACUUGUGCUACUAGUGUUGUUGUUAUAAUGAAUAUGCUGCAACGUACUGCUGCUUGACAAUUUGGUCUCUUCAGCAGUAUUUCCAGGAUAGGGAAAAAGGCCUUUUCUAUAACUCCGUGUACAGAUAGGCAAGCUUAUUCAGAUGUAUUUAGCGACAAACCUUUUUCCUGGUGUUGACGCUGUCCAUUCAUUGGUAUUACUUUUAGUAGCAGCUACGCUUACCAGGUUCGGCGAGCAAGCAAAAAAGGUCUUCACAGCAAGCUUUGAUUCAUAUACUAGUAGAACCUUGACUAAGAACGUGUAAACGGCAGAUAUGUCGCUUAAAGAAAGAACACGAGAUCUCUAAUUUAUUAUGGUAACAGGGGGUAAAACAAAAUCGAUGUCACGAACAGUCAUUCGAUUUGUGGACUCUAGGAAUUUAGUUAAAUAUCACCGCUGUCCAUAUAAGGAGAGCGGACGUCAAAAGUCGCAUAAUCACACCUGCGUAAACAUAAUGGCGUUCACUCAGGAGGGUCCUUAACCUUUGUGAGUGACUUGAGUACCGGAGGUUAAAGCCUGCUAAAAGCAACGUAUUAACGAGACACUAAACAGGAAGAUCGAUGAUAUACGAAAGGCAUUCAACUGGGCAUCUUUAUACAAUAUUUAUACAUACUUAGGUAUCUAAUAUUUAUUGCCAUUACAAAGGUUGUUGCGGUUACUAUUAUUAAUCUCUAUUGUUGCAAACCGGGCAUCUGUUCUGCUAGUCUAACUAGCCAUCUAUAUAUAUAUAUAUAUAUAUAUAUAUAUAUAUAUAUAUAAUGAACUGUUGUGGUUUACGGUUUGUGUAUAAUAAACCGCGAAUACAUGACUGAUGUGUAAAAUGUUCUAACGUAGAUUGCCGUAGACUGCUCUCUAGAAUAUCUAGAUUUAAAUCAAUAGAAGGUAUAUUUCUGCGUUUGGGCCUGUGAUUUUAAUAGAGUGUAAUGUGAACAUUGCGUGAAAAAGAUGAUUAUGUGAUGUCUGAAUGUAAAACCCGCGGCAUUUGUGACCUCGUUAAUGUUGAAACUGACCGCAAAAGUAACGUGGCUAAUGUAAAACCAGCAUAGUCGGUAAGUUACUUUGAAAAACCGGACGAUAGAUUUUUUUCAAUUGUUACCAAUGCGAAUGCUUUUGAAUCAACCACAGUAGCAGGUGGUAAUAUUAGCUGAAACAGCAUAUCGUAUACAGAGUCGGUUGUUGAUUUGACUGUUUGGAAUAGUUGAAACACUUUGACAACUCUGCGAAACUAAAGAACGCCAGAGAACCAGAGGCUAUUAAAAAAAAUAGAAAUUUCAUGUAUAUUUAGCGUUCGUUGAAAUAAGUAAGCUAACUUCAUGCUAGCAACAAACACUUAAUUUACUACAAAAAAGGUACAUUUGGCCCAUCAAAACCAGUUUCUUACGCGCAGCCAUUACACAAACACCUGCUACCGAAGUUUGCAAGAGAGAACGCACAUUUCAGAUACCUUCAUGUAUAAACUUACUUGCUGUUAGUGUAGGUUAUGGACCUAAUGACGAUGAUUGGUUACGACGAUUAAUGGGAGCUUUUUUGAUGAGCUUUUUUGGUGGCAAGAUUGGGGUAAAUAUUUUUUUGAAAGGGUAUAUAUUGGGUACUUCAACUAUAGCAAAAAAAAAAAUAUGGAAGGACAAAUGAAAGAACAUGGUCUCCAGUUUGCGCGUGAACGUUUGUAUGAAUGUGAAUAGUUUGAUAAAUGCGUGUACUCUAUGAAUUUAUACGGAUAAAUAUAAUUUACAUUUAGUCGACGAUAAUGGCAUUAUAAUAUACUGUUAAAAAUCAUUAAAAUAUACAAAAUAAAAAUUGAAGUGAAAAUCUAAACAAUCAUCGAUGGCAAAGGAAAGGCACAAAUAAAAAGGAAGGCGUUGUAUACUUUUUUUGAAUAUCUACAGCCAGCCAUAUCAACGAAAAAUUAAGUCAUAAUGUUACUAGUAAUUACAAUAUCAUUAUCUAGGAAUAAUCGAAUAUAAUAGGCUAUUCGGCGAUAUAUACAGUUGUAUGUACAAAUGAUAAAUAAGAUAAUAAAUCAUUUCGUAUUUCUUCAACUUCCUUGUUCUUUGUUAUUAUUCGUGUUCGAUGUUAAUAUUAGCACGCGGUGUCAUUGUGUCUCAUUCUAUUUAUUAUUGCACCAUUAGUUAAUGGACGGAUGCUUGUGGAAGAACCGGUACAGCAGGAAAACAACAAACGAACAAUUUUUUACCGAUGACCGUUUUUUUUAUUAAUUGUGUUAAAUCUUUAUAUCGUGAUCAGUUGUGCAGUUUUUGUACAAAAUCUCGCCUUCAUCUAGAACAUGUGACAUUUUUGGCAUAAAUUACGUUCUUCAUAUAUAACAAUGUUUGAAUUAGUGACUAUUUAGAUGGACCAAAUAAGUGUGUUUGUUCUUGUUGCCCUUAAUUGGAAAAUAAAAAAAAAAGACGCUCAUAAUGACAGAAUUUAUGCCUAAACAGUUUUUAAAUCAGAUAUAUUUUAAUCUAAAUCUACCUAGAAUAUCUAGGAAAAGCGGGCUCUACGUAUGGCUUCUGAAUCUAAAAACUACGAAUAGCUUCUUACUUUACCUAUCUAACUAUUGGUAAAUACAACUGUGCUAGUAACGCACGUUCGCCGUUCCAAAUCAACAAAUGCAGAUGCUGUUUUCCUUGAUUAAUUGUAACUAAAUCGAAUGCUUCGGAUCCUCUUGUAAACUUUGGUAUAUCGACUUAUCAGUAAGCAUUGGGCACUACAUACAUUUUUUUUUUUAAAUUUUGAAAUAUUUUUGGAUAGCUACGAUCAUCGUAACGAGGAAUAUUUAUAAUUAGACUCUGCUACUGUUAAAAAGCGCUAUGCUGAUCGGAGGUAGGUUAGCUAGGAAUGUCAAAUUUU